AAGCCGGCGGGUCACGUGACCGAGCCUGACAAAGCGCCUGGGGCCGGCGGGGGCUGGAGCCGUGGCCCGGGACAGGCGUGUGCGGCCCGGCAGCGCCUCUUGCCCCGGCCUCCAGCCGCCGGAGAAGCCCGGAGCCGUAGCGGUUACUUUUUCCUGUCACUGCGAGGUGCUUGUGGUUUGGGAGCUUAUUGGGCGGUUCUGAUUCAUCAGAGACGUGAUGCUGUUGAAGCUUCAGGUUCAGUGUCUGGCUCUGGAUAAAGAUCUCUCUCCUGCUGUCUGACUGCUGCAGCCUCCUCCCUCCAGGGCUGGCCCCUUGUUGACGGUGCUAUGGACUCUCAGCUUUGGCAAGGUUCCCUAGGAGGGAAUUUCUCAGACUGUCCCAAUGGCUCCCAAUGGGUGUGGGAUGUGUUCAGUGAGUGUGCCCAGGAUAUCCGGGACUUGACCAGUAUUGUGUUGGGUCUGGUUUCCAUCUGCUGCUUUGCAGGAGCUUCCUUCCCCCAAUAUUACCAGGCCUGUAAAACAGGUAAUAUGGACCAGGCUCUCUCCAUAUACUUCCUGCUGGGAUGGCUAGGAGGAGAUUCCUUAAAUCUAAUAGGCUCUAUCCUGGCCAAUCAGUUGCCACUACAGGUCUACACUGCCAUUUACUACGUGCUGGCAGACCUGGUCAUGUUGUCUCUCUACCUCUACUACAAAGUCAGGAACCAGAGCAGAGGCUACUCUGCUCCAAUUAACGCAGCCUUUGCCUUCAUUUUUCUGGGAACGGUGUCAGCAACAUCCUUGCUGGGCAGAGCUGGCUCCACAGUUGAAACAGUGACAUUUAAAGGGAGGACUCUUCUGUCUGCCACAGUGGAUGCAGCUGGAUGUGAGCCUUUCACCAAGAAGGAAAUCAUUGGCUUCACUGUGGGCUCUAUCUCCUCCUUGUUGUAUCUGUUCUCCCGAGUGCCCCAGAUCUACACUAAUUUCAAGAGGAAAUCUACCGAAGGGGUGUCAUACUAUCUUUUCGCUUUGGUGAUGUUGGGGAACUCGCUGUAUGGAAUAAGUGUGCUUCUGAAGAACCCAGACCCAGGGCAAGCUGAAGGCAACUACAUCAUUCAUCACCUCCCCUGGCUGAUUGGCAGCCUGGGGGUCCUGUCUCUUGAUGUGAUUAUCUCCUUCCAGUUCCUUGCCUAUCGGAAGAGAAGACCUCGCACUUCUGAUGAGAGAGAGGCCUUGCUUGGCAAGCAAGAUGAACCCCUUGACAGCUGACGAAGGAACUGUGUCCAAGCAAGAAUGGGAUACUGGUGAGAACUCUGACUUCAAACGAGGGCACAGCCAGUUGCCAUCAGGUUCCUAGACCUGUUUUCUGUUAACAGGAGUUGCCCAAAGAGGAUGUAAGCCAGUGUGUGGUAUGAUGCUUCCUGCAGAAAGUGCUUGGCCACCUGGCAGAGGACUUUCCUGGUAGAUCUCACCUGCUUGUAGUGAUGACUCAAAAGGGAUGAAAUACUGUGACACUUCGGUACCUGGAUCAUAGUCACUUUUAAAAACUAGCUGAAUUUGAUUCUACUUUCCUUCCUCCCCUCCAGAAGGCUGCACUGAGUCACUCUGCAUCAGACAUUACUAGCAAGAAUGAAAGAUUUCUAGGGGAUGGAGGGGAGAUGAGGCUGUCUCCCUUCCUGUUUUAAGCCAAUGAACACAGAUGCUGUGAGCGGCUGCCAUUUAACUUCACCUUUAACGGUUUAUCCACAGUGGCUCCCUUUGCCUAUGUGAAUAACGUUGCACAUUUUUCUUCUGGCAGCUGAGGCUGGGAGUGAGGCCAGUGGUGGGGUUGGGGAGAAGCAUUUUAAUACACGUGUGUAUAAAUAUUUUAUCAGCCAACUUUCUAGAAAAAUAAAUCUUGGUCCAACUUGC
Messenger RNA from Mauremys reevesii (Reeves's turtle), 1887 nucleotides. It is a transcript of the gene SLC66A1, whose product is annotated as solute carrier family 66 member 1. Lineage: Eukaryota; Metazoa; Chordata; Testudines; Geoemydidae. The transcript has 9 exons. The coding region runs from base 328 to 1245 and encodes 305 amino acids. The record is from RefSeq and is a predicted model, not a curated record.